Messenger RNA from Neoarius graeffei (lesser salmon catfish), 4986 nucleotides. RefSeq names its product membrane associated guanylate kinase, WW and PDZ domain containing 1b (gene magi1b). The coding region runs from base 502 to 3990 and encodes 1162 amino acids. The record is from RefSeq and is a predicted model, not a curated record. Gene Ontology annotation, biological process: signal transduction. The transcript has 22 exons. Gene Ontology annotation, cellular component: cytoplasm. Gene Ontology annotation, molecular function: protein binding. Lineage: Eukaryota; Metazoa; Chordata; Actinopteri; Siluriformes; Ariidae.
UGCGCACGCACACACACACGCGCGCGCUGAAGAUCCGCGCACUGAGCGUUUACUAACAACAACAACAACAACAACAAAAACAAACCAGGGGUUGGUUUACCUGUUUAAAGGAGCCGUUUAGACCGCCGGGGAGGACAGGAAGACAAACUGGAGACGAGGAAAGAGUUCUGGGACUUUUUGGAAGAAGGGAAUAACUUGUGGAAUUAAAAAAUAAUAGUAAUAAUAAUAAUAAAAGAGGCGCGCGCGAGGAAGAUGAGGAAUAAAGCGGAUGUGAAUUAGAAACAGCUGGAGUUGAGGUGUUGAGGAAGGAUGGCUUGAGGUGUUUGUUUAUUUAUUUGUCCCCCAUUAUUAUUAUUGUUAUUAUUUAUUGUUGUUGUUUUGGAAGGAAAUCCACGUGCUGAUGCUGGGAAGAAACUUUGACAGCCGGUUUGUGUUGAGUUAGAGGCCGGAAGAGGGUUAAACCACCUGUUUCCGGACUGUCCUGUGUCUUCUGUCCUCAACAUGUCCAAAGUGAUCCAGAAGAAGAGCCACUGGAGCGCGAGAGUGAGCGCGUGCGCGCUGCGGCGGGACGCGCGCGGGGAUGUGAGCGUUCCGCUGCAGGGCGGAGCUGAGAACGGAGAGUUCGUGUCCGUGGGCCGCGUGGAUCCCGGUUCCAUCAGCUACGAGCACGGCGUCCUGACCGAGGGGGACCUGGUGCUGGAGGUGGACUCGCUCCCCGUGUCCGGAUUACCGCUUUAUGACGUCCUGAACGCCAUCAAGAGUUCCAGCGGAACCGUGAGACUCAGAACCGUCCGCCAAGGAAAUAAGCUGAGCAAGGACCUCAAGCAGUACCUGAGCCAGAGGUUUCCGAAAUCUUCAGAGGACUACAAGCUCCAGCAGACGAUACGGGAUAACCUCUACCGCCAUGCUGUGCCUUGUACGACCCGCGCUCCUCGUGACGGAGAGGUUCCCGGAGUCGAUUAUAACUUCCUGUCGGUGGAGGACUUCCUGAAGCUCGAGCAGAGUGGGACGCUCCUGGAGAUCGGCUCUUACGAAGAUGUCUCCUGUGAACCGGACGAGCACCCCUCCGUCCGCCCCUUCGCCCCGUCUCACAGGCUCAACAGCGUCCCGACGGCAACCACGGAGAGCACGCAGAACACACACACACACCCCAGCCACCCCACGGACGAGGACCCGCUGGGCCCUCUACCAGAAAACUGGGAGAUGGCUUACACCGAGAACGGCGAGGUCUACUUCAUCGACCACAACACAAAGACCACGUCGUGGAUCGACCCUCGGUGCCUGGACAAGCCCCAGAAACCCCUGGAGGAGUGUGACGACGACGAAGGGGUUCAUACUGAGGAACUGGACAAUGAUCUAGAGCUGCCCACCGGCUGGGAAAGGAUCGACGAUCCAGUGUACGGGGUUUAUUACGUCGAUCACAUCAACAGAAAGACACAGUAUGAGAAUCCCAUACUGGAAGCAAAGCGGAAGAAGCAGUUGGAGCAGUCGCAGCCUGCAGAAGAGUGGAUAGAAGAGAACGCUUCAAGAGCACCGCUAGCCAGCUACGCCUCCAUUCACCAGGAGACGCCCAGAAGCCCCGAGCCUCCUUUUCCCCCAGUAGAGACCAAACGAGUGAAACCUUUCUUCACACGGAACCCGGCCGAACUGAAGGGAACGUUCAUUAAUACGAAGCUAAAGAAAAGCCGCCGUGGUUUCGGGUUCACGGUGGUCGGAGGAGACGAGCCGGACGAGUUCCUCCAGAUUAAGAGUCUGGUGCUGGACGGCCCGGCUGCUCUGGACGGCAAGAUGGAGACGGGUGACGUAAUCGUCAGCGUAAACGACACUUGCGUCCUGGGCUACACACACGCACAGGUGGUCAAGAUCUUCCAGUCCAUUCCUAUCGGUUCCAUGGUGGACCUGGAGCUGUGCCGAGGCUACCCGCUGCCCUUUGAUCCCGACGACCCCAACACCAGCCUGGUGACCUCGGUGGCCAUCAUGGACAAGGAGCCCAUCAUCGUCAACGGCCAAGAAAGCUACGACUCGCCAUCCAGCCACGGCAGCCAUAACGGCACUGCCAGCGAACCCCCUCGCCCCUUAAGCCCUGCCCACGAGCCCAUCUCCGAUGGUUCACAGGAGCAGCGUUUCGCUGGCGAUGCCGUGACCUUGGCGUCCUCCAUCGCCACGCAGCCCGAGCUGAUCACGGUGCACAUGGAGAAAGGAGACAAGGGCUUCGGCUUCACCAUCGCAGACAGCCCAGGGGGCGGCGGCCAGCGUGUCAAGCAGAUCGUGGAUUACCCACGAUGCCGAGGGCUCAGGGAAGGUGACAUCAUCGUGGAGGUGAACAAGAGGAAUGUACAGAAUCUGACUCACAACCAGGUGGUGGAUCUGCUCAGCAAGUGCCCUAAAGGCAGCGAAGUCACCAUGCUGGUCCAGAGAGGGGUGGCUCCUGCCAAAAAAAGCCCAAAACUGCAGCCGCUGGAGAGAAAAGACAGCCAGGGUAGCCACCGCAGUGUUCCCUCAGACUCGCCUCUCCACUCCUCCCAGGCUCCAUCCACAGAGACGGCGGCCCCGCCUCCCCCCGCCCAGCCGCUGCCCGGCCUGCCACCUCAGGAGCCGGCAACAGACGGCACGCUCGCCAAGAAACCGGACCCGUUCAAAAUUUGGGCCCAGUCCAGGAGCAUGUAUGAAAGUAGGCUGCCAGACUACCAGGAGCAGGAUAUCUUUCUGUGGAGGAAGGAUACAGGCUUCGGUUUCCGGAUCCUUGGAGGGAAUGAACCAGGAGAGCCGAUUUACAUUGGCCACAUUGUGAAGUACGGCGCUGCGGAUGAAGACGGACGCCUGCGCUCCGGGGACGAGUUGAUCUGCGUGGACGGGACGGCCGUGGUGGGCAAAUCCCAUCAGCUUGUGGUACAGCUCAUGCAGCAGGCAGCCAAGCAGGGCCACGUCAACCUCACUGUCAGACGCAAGACAGGAUAUGGAGUGGCGAAGGUGGACGGUGAGGUUCCUCCGUCUCCGGCCUCGUCCCAUCACAGCAGUACCCAGGCUGCGUCUCUGACCGAGGACAAGCGCACGCCUCAGGGCAGCCAGAACUCUUUGAACACGGUCAGCUCGGGCUCGGGGUCCACCAGUGGCAUCGGCAGUGGAGGUGGUGGAGGAGGAGGAGGCAACAGCAGCGUGGUGCCCAGUGCAAUCCAGCCGUACGACGUCGAGAUCCGGCGCGGAGAGAACGAGGGCUUCGGUUUUGUCAUCGUCUCGUCCGUGUCCAGACCCGACGCAGGGACGACUUUCGCUGGAAACACAUGUGUGGCCAUGCCUCAUAAAAUAGGGAGGAUCAUCGAGGGCAGUCCGGCGGACCGCUGCGGGAAGCUGAAGGUGGGAGAUCGUAUCCUCGCCGUCAACGGCUGCUCCAUCACCAACAAAUCCCACUCGGACAUCGUCAACCUGAUCAAAGAGGCGGGAAACACGGUCACGCUGCACAUCAUUCCAGGAGACGAGUCAUCAAACGCAGCGCUGCUGACUAACGCUGAGAAGAUCGCCACCAUCACGACCACACACACACCUCAACAGCAAGCUGCACCUGAGCCAAGAAACAACACCAAACCAAAACAGGAGUCUUUCGAGUUCAAAGCACCACAGGUUCCUCCUCCGCCAGCCCCCACACAAGCUACAAACCAGGAGGGGGAGCUGUACUCGGUGGACCUGGAGAGGGACAGUAAAGGCUUUGGAUUCAGUCUGCGCGGAGGACGCGAGUACAACAUGGACCUGUACGUGUUGAGACUGGCUGAAGACGGAGCAGCAGCACGCAGCGGCAAGAUGAGGGUAGGAGAUGAGAUUUUGGAGAUUAACGGCGAGAGCACCAAAGGCAUGAAGCACACCCGCGCCAUCGAGCUGAUCAAAAGCGGCGGCCGGACGGCACACCUGGUGCUGAAGCGCGGCGACGGUUCUGUACCCGAAUAUGGUGGGUCGAUCUACGAAAACGUCCCUUUCUCGCCAGUCUUCACACCAUGACAGACCAGCAACCCUCCUCUCCCUCCCAUCCCCCCUCCUACACACACACACACACACACACACACACACACGUGCCAGCCCUCUCUGUCAUGGCCUCCUGCUAUUUGGUGAUGGGUUUCUUGAUGUUGCCUUCAGCCUCGUCUUUGCAUCUGAACAGGGGAUGCUGGGAAAAUAAUUCCAUGGGCACAUGCUCAAAAAAAGUGACAGCCUGUAGAAAUUUAUUUCGAAAAGCAUAACUGGAUUUAUUACUUCUCAGAUGCCUCAAGGACUUGUAGGUUUUUAACGCUGAUAAGUAUGCAAAAAAAAAAACCGCAAACUUGAUUAACGUCUGGAGUCAGUGCGGUGUAAGUAACAUAUUUAUGAUAUUUAUUGAAGGUGAAUGUACGCUACUGAGAAGACUUUAAGAGACUACGAAAGCAUCCUUGUACCCUCUCCACCAAGAUACUGUCGUAGAGCUGUUCACGGAUUUUGCCCUCGCUUAGUCCGAGUCCACAGACGCUUCAGUCAAUCCACUCGCUCUUAUUCUCUGUUCGUUAGGAUUCGUCAGGUCACGUGAUUUCAAUCCAGCCAUAAUGUCUGUUGCUGCAUGACGUCUUCAGUACAAAAAUAUUUUUCCAUAAUAUUUAUGGAAGAUUCGUUGUUAAGCGUUCAGAUAUGUGGAAUUUGCCAGUGUUCUUUUCAUGCAUUCGGGUUUUUUUCCUCCAUGUAUUUUGUCAAGUUCAAAAUGUGACGAUUUUUUUAUUUCUUCACAAAUGAUCUCUGUAUAUUUUUGUACCUUUUUUUCUACUUUUAUGUUCAUCUACAUGUUGUCACUUUCUGUUUGUAAUGUACACUGCAUUAUUCACUCUGUGUAUGUGUGUGUUGCAUAUUGUGUCUAUGGAGCUUGGGUCUAUCUGUUUGCUGCUGGGUUUGGUGUUUUUGGUGUUCUGGAUAUCUCUCUGCUAUUAAUGUUUAUUUUUCACUCAGUGGUGGGGGCAUUUUAUGGACAAUCUCUCU